Molecule: messenger RNA, 2181 nt
Organism: Larimichthys crocea (large yellow croaker)
Lineage: Eukaryota; Metazoa; Chordata; Actinopteri; Sciaenidae
Gene: ska3
Product: spindle and kinetochore associated complex subunit 3
Exons: 11
Coding region: 133-1953 (606 amino acids)
Biological process (GO): chromosome segregation; mitotic cell cycle
Cellular component (GO): spindle microtubule; kinetochore; outer kinetochore
Source: RefSeq, a predicted model, not a curated record
GAAGAAGGAGAAGGCACUUCCGUUUAAAGAGGCGCCAAAAUCCAAACUGUCGCGGCCGCAGCAGAGUAAACAGACGGCUGACUGCUCGGUGGACUGACUGCCUGGCAGGAGUUUGUUUCAAAUACUACAAAAAUGGACCCGACGACACGGUUCUUCGCCAAGCUGAGGAAGCUGGCGGUGACUCUGGAGUCAGAAACCGCCAAGCUGCAGCACGCCUUUGAAAGCCGAAACGACGACGGUGACAGCGAAACCACAGCCAGAGCUAUGCGAGCGUACCACGAGCUCAACUGUGACGUCGGGAACUUAAAGGGGCAGAUCCAGGAACAGUUGGCUCAGCAGAAAGCACAUGAGAGUGAGGUGAGCAGCUUCAUUAAGGCCUGCAGAGUGAUGGAGCAGAAAGUCAGCCAGGACAUCAACACGCUGAGGGGACACUGGGAAACAUACGGUUACCAAGCUCCCAGAGACACCCAGAGAGCGAGCAAGACCGACAGUCAGGAGUCACAUUCUGAAGACGAGGAAUGUGAUGAGAGUGAAACUAAGUCUGAUAGAGAAGUGGGAAGCGGGGAGGAGGCUGAGGAUGAUCACUCCUCAUCGCCUACAAAAACAGGAGCCCCACCCUUCGCAGACGCGAUGCGCACCCCGCAGCUCUCCGACUUCGGUCUGUCUGAGAUACAGCUGAAGAGAACUCUGGCUGGGGCGGAGUGGUGCUCUGAAGUGCCCCCUAUGCCCGAGAUGAGCCUCCCUCAUCCCUCACUCAACACACCUGCACCACCACCCAUGCCCUUAACUCCCAAAUGUGCCCUGCGGAUGGAUGACGAUGAGCUGCAGACACCUCAGAUGCAUGAUUUUGGCAUCACAGAGCACACCAUGUGUCUGAACAACGAUUUCACUAUGAAUCUGUUUCAGAAGAAAGUGAAUAAGCCCGCAAGACCACAAAAAGACAUACCUACACCACCAGUGAACCCACUAAUGGAAAGUUUGCAGGCUAAAGCUGACAACUUGAAGUCCCCAGAGCCGCCUGUGUUUUGCACUCCGGGGUUCAAAAUCAGAAAGACAAAUGGUCACUGCUCCCCACCUGCACAAGACAAUGGUGACCCAGAAUCCCCCUGUCGCCCUAGAAACCUGCCGACCACUCCCGAGGUCCCAGCAUUUCAAACCCCAUAUGUGAACCGACUGGCCAGCAACAAAAAGAGUUCCCAGCAGCCUGAGCCUAUCAACAUGGAGGUUGAUGAUGACAGCCAAACCUUCAAACUCCAAACAUCUCCUGCUGAAGGAUCCACCGGCUCCAAACGUGCCUGGGAAUACAAUGUGUCCAAGCAAUCCAUCCUGGGUGGAGAGGAGAAGCACAUGCCGGAGAUGCCAAACCUGGAGUCUGUUUGGGCAAAUAAUCUACAAAGUAGAAGUGCCAAAAUGCUGAAGACAGGACAACGUGAAAAGGUGACUAAAGAGCCCACUGUCAGCAGGCUGGAGCUGGACGGACCAACUCAGGAGUUUAGCUUGGGGACGCCUCGAAUCAGGACGGACUUCGAAGAGCCCAGCACCCCAGAGAUGCCAGACCUCAGCUCUGUCACACAGGACAUCUGUAAACUUGUGUCCCAGGCUCAUCUGAAGAAGACUGCCACAAUGGUUGUACACUCAUAUGUCAAGCCAGAGAAAGCUAAAAACAGCGCUCCGAGUGUGUCUGCGGUGUCAAAGAGUGAGUUCCAGAGUUUACCGAGCUACCUGAAGCAGAUGACUCUGCACAACCUCAACCAGGCAAUCCAUAGCAUCAACAACUUCACAGCGGAGUGUCCAGGAGAAAAGACAGAGUUUCAGAUGGAGGAGCUGGGGAAGAUGCUCAACCUUGGAGCCAAGACCCCCGUGUACAUCCUGUGUUUGAUGGAGCUCAAGAGGCUGAUUGACGUGGGAGGAGCACGGAGCACCUCUGUGUACAAACUGAGCACGCACAACUGACAGUUGCUUGGAUACACUACAUCCGACUUGGGAGCCCAAAUGUAGUCUCAUCUAGAGUCAAACACUUCACAAGAGAGUCCUGACUAAUUAACUUCAUCACACUCGCAGCAGGCUUGGUAACAUUUUUCUAUUUAGAUUGUAAAUAGUUCUGAUGCACGACUGUUCAUUAAUUUGCACUUACGCACUGUAUAUAAUCAAAUAAAAGACAUUUCUGCCAUGAUAUUGAAA